UUCGACGCCUGUAGGAGCUCGUGCCCCACGAGCAUCUUCCAUCUUCCAACUCUCUCAUUCUUUUACUGCCAUUGCUUUAGGCAGCGUGGUGGGAUCGGAACCACUCUCCUGCUGAAAUCCUUCCAGCAUUUGGACUGCAUUGGACUCCAGUGUGCUGCUGCUGGUGCCGUUCAUUCUUGCUCGUCGCGAUCUGGAACAUUGCGCUGCUUUGCCAUCGGAGCUGCGUGUUCCAUUGGACUCUCUGAUUGUGCUGCAUUGUAAAAAUCGACGUUCAUUUCUGAGCCAUUCGUUGCAUUCCUGUAUGAUGUUUGUCAGUUUCACUGAUCGUCAACCAGCUGCCCUUUUCUCCGAGUCGAUCAGCGCGCGUCCCGAAUUUCUUGCGAGUCUCUCUCUGAAACUCGGUGGAGUUGUGUAGUUGUGCUGCGCGGGACUUCUUUUGCGUAGUGUUAUUGCAGGCACAGUCCCGGUCCCAGCUGGCUGCGUUCUCCCUACUGUUCAAUUGUGCUCUUGCUCCCAGAUUUUGCAUCGACCUCGACGAGUGGAUUGCUGUUCUCUGGUCUGCUGCUGGAGGCAGCUCGACAGGGGAAACCUGUAGAUUUUCACGGUCCCGAAAGAAGUGGACAAUUGUUAUCCCAGGCGUGCCGAUUGCAGAGUGAAGGAGGCCGAGAGUGAGGACUGUCGAGCGCGAUGGGAAAUGCUGCGAUAUGCUUGGUGGGGAAACGAGCAGUACGGGUGGUUCGACCCGACGGCAAGGUCGAAGAGCUAGACUCUCGGAUGAAGGUAUCAGAGCUCAUGAUGCAGUAUCCGGAUUACAUGGUGGUGCACUGCUCGACCAGCGGCCAUUCUCUUGGACAGCGCAGCAAAAUCAGCAUUAUGAAUCCCGAAGAAAAGCUUGUGCCCGGGCAAGCUUACGUUCUGUACCCCAUACCAGCUCAGUACAAACAAAGCUUCCUCAAGCUGCCGCCUCCAGAGCAGAAUCAGAGCAAUUCUGCUGCAAGCAACGAAGGCAAAGCAAAGAAGAGGACGCGGCGGCGACGCAGAGCGUCGACUUUCCAAGCCGUGGUCGAAUGCUUGAUUCGUCUUCUUCGAGGAGGCCCCUCUGAUAGACCGCUGAACGAAGGAUCAUCGCCUCUGUUGGAUUUCAGUGGCGAGGACGCGGCUUUUCAAGCCACGAAGCUCAAGGAAAAGCAGGAGAGGCUAAGUCUGGAGCCUUACGUGUGGAAGCCGGCGCUGGAAGCUAUUCCCGAAUCGCCUUUCGGCUACCACGACAGGCCACAAUCUCCUUUCUCGUUCGAUACAAGCGAUAGGAGUUUUGACAGAAGUGUUCCGCAGUCUCCCAGACCGCAUGCUCCUCUCGGCCUCGGAUUCGAAAACGAUCGUCAUCCGUUCAAUGCACAGUUUUGAGGUGAGGCCACUGGGAUCUUCUAUCGGUUCAAGGCCUGGAGGUCCAAGGCUCUUGCUCCAGAGCUUCUUCUCUUUCAGGACGACUGUUUGCGCCUUGACUCCUGCGUGCUUCCGAGCAAGAACGUUGUGAUAUGGACGGCGAUUCAGUGGUCCAGUUUUCUUACAUGCAGUUUCUGGAAGAAUUUGACAGCAGUGGGUGCGAGUUAAUCACGCUCUCACGCGUCUGUCUUUCCAUAGACCAUGACGGAUUUGCUCAAAAGCGACCGCAUGUUGGAGGAGCCCUCUUCCGAUUUGUUGCCUGAGACUGAACGGAAAGCUCUCUCAUCGACCUCCUCGCGGCAACGAGAAGCUAAGAACCUCUCCAACAUUUGUUCCCACGGAACGAUCGACGUAAAUCAUGACAGGUUCAAAUCAGAAAGAUUAGAUGAAAUCUGUCGUCACACUUCCGACAUGUAUAAGACGUCACGUUUUUGCUGUACAUGACGUAAUUCACUGCCAUCUCUACGAUGGCGUUGCAAACACUGUAAAUAGAGUAAAAUUCUAGAGUACCGAAGUCUUGCGAUACGUUACGAGCUGCUAGAUACAUAGGGAAGUUGACAUUAGGAGCUUUGGCAUUGAUCAUCUGCAAGGGAAAUAGAGUCCAGAUUUGCACGGCUGAAUACAAUUUUGUUCGUUUCAAGAGCUUUUGGGUACAUUGAGCAUUUGUGUUUCGUUGUGACGCGAUUGCCUUCUCCUUACUGACCUUCGCUCACGUCCGUCAUUUUCUCAUAAUAGUCUCGUAAUUUGAGGACACAUGGCAUCAGCCAUGCAAAAGAUCGAAACGAUUCGUAAAUUCUGAUUCC
Molecule: messenger RNA, 2246 nt
Organism: Marchantia polymorpha subsp. ruderalis
Lineage: Eukaryota; Viridiplantae; Streptophyta; Marchantiopsida; Marchantiales; Marchantiaceae
Source: the annotation of a GenBank genome assembly